AUGGGGGCCCCCCAGGUAGCCCUUUGUCGGCUGCAGCUGCUGCUGCUGCUGCUGCUGCUGCUGCCUUUUGCUGCAGCAGCAGCCCCCGACUCCCCCGAUGGGGCCCCUCACUUUAACCCCACGGCCAGUCUCCUGGCGCUGCUGCCCCAACCCACAUCAGCAGCAAAACCUCCACAGGGGCCCCCUGCGGCUUCCGAGGCCCUCAGCUGGGCCCCCCUGCUUGCAGCCCUUCGCGUGGCCCAGCAGAAGCCCCACGCUACCCAGAAUGGGCCCCUUGGGGCCCACGAGGGGCCCCUUGGGGCCCACGAGGGGCCCCUUGGGGCCCACGAGGGGCCCCAAGAGUUCCAUGAGGGGCCCCAAGGGGCCCACGAGGGGCCCCACGGGGCCCACAGGGGGGCCCAAGAGGCUCAUGAGGGGCCCCAGGGGGCCCCCGAGGAGGCCCAAGAGGCCCCCGUGGGGCCCCAAGGGCACCACGAGGGGCCCCCAGAAGCCCACAAGGGGCCUCAGGGGGCCCACCGGGGGCCCCCCGGUGCCCACGAAGGGCCUCAGGGCCCCCCGGAGGUGCGCGGCACAGCUCAGGAGGGGCCCCAAGUGAGGGUCCGGGGGCCCCCAGAGGCCCCGCGGGGCCCCCCGAAAUCCCCGGAGGGGCCCCCGGGGCCCGGGGGGCCCCCGCGAGGGCCGGAGGGGCCCCCCGACUCCGCUUUCGGGGCGAAUGGUCCGAGGGGGGCCGCUGCUGCUGCUGCUGCUGCUGCUGCUGCUGUAAAUGACUGGAGUGCUGCAGAGUGGGUGCAGCUGCUGAUGGAGGGCCAGCGGCUGCAGCUGACUGGCAAGCUGGUGGGCAAGGUCACCCCCAGCCCCCCCGUGCUGCUGCGGCCGCAGGCAGCAGCUGCUGCAAACGGGGCCCCCACGCGGCCAGCAGCAGCAGCAGCAGCAGCAGCAGCAGCAGCAGCAGCGGCGGCAGGGGAGGUGCAGCAGCCUGCACUACUCUCGGGAUUCGAGGGCCCCUAUGAAGGGCAGCAGCAACUACAGUGCUGUAGGAGGGGCCCCCGGGAGGCCCCCAGCAAAGUCCAGCUGGUGGUCCAUGUGGAAAUGCUGCAGCCGGGGGCCCCCGUCCUGUACGCCUUUCGCUGGGGCAAGCCAGCUACGUGGACGGAGUACGACUACAAGCUAGUGGUUCAGGAGGAAGGGGUCUACUCUGUGGAGCUGCGGGAGCCGCUGCUGUUCCCCGAGCACCGGCAGCCCCACUUGCUGCAUGCAGAGGGCCCCAGCGUGGGGGGCCCCAUGUUGCUGCGGGAGAGCCUGGGGGCCCCCGGGGCCCCCGAGGGGGGCCCCCUUGCUGCUGCUGCAGGGCCCCAUGGGUUCAGGCGUCUCGAGGGGGCCCAAGGCUGCAGGGUAUUUGCAGGAGGGGCCCCAGGAGGGGCCCCCAGAUUUGCUGAGGAGCUGGGGGGCCCCCACAGGAGGCCUUCAGCCACCCCCCUUUAUUACUUAAUGCAGUUCUCGCCUCCCCGGAGGCCCCCCAGAGAUAGCUUUAGGCCCAUGAGCUUUAUGCAGCAUUCUCUUUGUCUGGUCUACUCGGGGCCCCCCAUGCUGCAGCUGCUGAGCAGCAGCGGCCCCAGAGAAGAAGACCCCGAGCUGCAGCAGCUGCAGCAGCUGCAGCAGCUGCAGCAGCUGCAGCAGCUGCAGCAGCUGCAGCAGCUGCAGCAGGAGGCGGGUCUGGCUGCGGGCAGCAGUCAGGGGCCCCCAGAAGCAGCAGCAGCAGGGGCCCCCGUAAGCAGAAGGCGCAGGGGCACUGCUGCAUGCACCAGGGUCUCCCAGCUGCCCUUCACUGAGGGGCCCCCAGGGGGGCCCCCCCCCCCUUCAAACCCCAGCAGCAGAAAGGCGCGCAGCUCUGUGGGGGCCCCUGGGGAAGACUGGGGGCCCCCGGGAAGCAGCAAAGGCUCUGGGGGGCCCCCCGAACUGCUUGCUGAGGCAGACUGCAGCAAUCCAUACUCUGAGUUUGUUUACUACAGCGACCCUCUGAGCUUCAGCAGCAAACUUCGAGACCCCUUGGAGGCCCAGCAAGUCUGCAGCAGGGCUUUCGGGGGCCCCGAAGCUUCAGAGGCCCUUAGGGCCCCACACGAGGCUGCGGGGGCCCCUCAGGGGGCGAGCUUCAGCAGCAGCAGCAGCAGCAGCAGCAGCAGCAGCAGCAGCGGCAGCUGCAGCAGCACAGUCACGCAUGCGCUGGCCGGCACCCGGGGGACCUCGCGGCAGCUGCUGCGGGCCCCCUCCCUGACCCUGGGGUGGCAGCAGCUAAUCUUGCACUUCAACGAAGACCAAGAGGGGCCCCCCAAAGGGCCCCCUUCUUGGGGGCCCCCCGUUGGGGGGCCCCCCCGGGCCACCCCUGAUGCAGCAGCAAUAUGGGACUUGAUGAGGACUGGGCAGAGCCCCUGCGCGCUGCUGAGCUUCAGAGGAAUGGAGCCGGGGGGCCCCCCUUCGAGGGGCCCCGGCGAGCCUGCUGCUGCUGCUGCUGCUGCAGGGGGGGCCCCCGUUGCUGCAGCAAACUCCUGCGCUGCGUUUGCUGCAGCGCUGCAGGCUGGGGUCUUCACAGCUGAGGCCCUCGCGAGUCCCUACGGGGCCUCCUGGCCCCUGCCUGAGGCCCUGCUGCCUCCAGAACUCUUAAGUGCUGCAGGCUCAGUGCUGUACCGAGUCAAGCUGCUGUCCCCGGCCUCCCUGCAGCCCCUGGAGCCGCAGCAGCAGCAGGAAGCAAGCUGGCAAAGGCUGCAGCAGCAGCAGGAGCAGCAGCAGCAAGCUGCAGUGCCCAUUCCGCAGGUGGAGCCACUGCAGCAGCCCCUCGGACAGCAGCAGAAGCAGCCGCAGCAGUUGCAGCAGCAGCAGCAGCAGCAGCAGCAGCAGCGCAGCAAGCUACGCCACGGGACUGGCGAGCUGUGGGUGCUGCACCAGGCCUUCGAGAUUCGCGAGCCUGGCUAUGGCGAAUGGCGCCUGGCCAUGCGAAAGCUCAAGGGGGCCCCGGGGGGCCCCCCGGGGGCCCCGGGGGGCCCCCCGGGGGCCUCGGGGGGCCCCCCAGGGGCCCUGCAAGCCUCCAGCUCUGACGUUGUGACUCUCUUUGCCUUGCAGCGGGCCUGCAAGUCUGUCUUUGCCGAGGCCUCAAGACGCUCCAGAGAGGCCCUGGCCCGGCCGCUGCUGGGGGGGGCCCCCCUGAAGGGCCCCGUGGGGGCCCCCGUGGGGGCCCCCGUGGGGGCCCCCGUGGGGGGCCCCCAAGGGGCUCUGGGGGGCCACAGUCCCACAGGGGAGCUGGCUGAGGGGGCCCCUGCUGAGGGUCUAGAAAGCGGAGAGCAGCAAGGGGCAAGCAGCAGCUUGCAAGCAGCAGACAAGGCUCAUGGGGGCUAUCAUUUGGGGGCCCCUGGAGAUGAACUUGCUGCAGCAGCAGCAGCUGUGGUUCCCAGCAGCAGCGCCCGGGCCUCUGCUGCAGCAGCAGACUCUGCUGCAGCAGCAGAUGAGAUGCAAGGCAUCAAGGGAGACUGCAUGUGGUGCAGCAGAACUAUUGCAGCAUUCACAAGCCUCUCAAUAUUCCGGCCCAAUGACUUAGAUGUCUUUGUUGCAGUGGGGGCCCCCCCCGGGGCCCCUGUGGCCCUGGGGGUCCAUUCAGCUGCUCAUACUUCAUCUGCAGCAGCAGAAGCGCGGCGGCUAAGUGCUGCAGCACCUAGUGCUGCAGCAGCUAGUGAUGCAGCACCUAGUGCUGCAGCAGCUAGUGCUGCAGCAGCUAGUGAUGCAGCAGCUAGUGCUGCAGUAGCUAGUGCUGCAGCAGCUAGUGCUGCAGCAGCUAGUGCUGCAGCAGCUAGUGCUGCAGCAACAGAGGCAGCGGAGGAACUGGAGGCCCCCUGGAGCCCUGUGGGGCCCCCUGCGCUUACCUCGCUCUCUCUAACCCCUGCUGCAGUGUCAGGGGGUCGCCGGCUUUCUGUGGUGAUUGACUUGACACCUUUUGCUGCCUCUCAGAAGCGGCAGUGCUCCCCCCUGCCAACUGCGCUGCAGCAGCAGCAGCAGCAGCAGCAGCAGCAGCAGCAGCAGCAGCAGCAGGCUGGUGCUGCCCCCACACUCCGCCACCGCCGCCUGUACUCCUACGCACUCGCCGUUCUUGUCACAAGAGAUGCUGUGCUUUCGCAGGCCCCCCAGUGGUGGGCAAAGCAGCAGCAGCAGCAGCAGCAGCAGCAGCAGCAGCAGCCAGCCAGCGCUGGCCGCGGGGAGCAGCACAGCUCUGCUGCUGCUGCGCCUCAAAGGCGGGCUUUGCUGCGGCUGCCUAUUGUGUGUGAAGACUCGCGCGACGGCGGCGACAGCCUCGUGGGGGGCCCCCCCGGGGGGCCCCCCGUGGGGGCCCCUGGGGGGCCCCCCGAGCAGCUGGGGGCCCCCCGGGAGGCUGCUGCAGCAGAGGUUGCUGCUGCUAAACUCGGCAGCAACCCCUGGAUAGUCGAGGCCGAGAUGCUCCCCCCGGACUUCAGUUUGCUGCCAACAACUUAUGUGCUGCAGUGGCAGCUGCUGGAGAAGCAGGAAACUGCAGCAGGCCAAGGGCAGCAGCAGCAGCAACUGCGGGGGCCUUCAGAGGCGGACCUCAGAGUCAACCUCCACGCUUCAUCUCAAGUUUCGCGACUGUGCAGCCAGCGGUGCCCGGAGCAGAGUUCCUGCGCGAUCACGGAGCGGCUCGACGGCUUCGCCGUGUUUGGCUGCCGCUGCGCCUACGGCUUCGGCGGCGAAGACUGCGCGGCGGAGCUGCUGGGCCGCUGGCUGCGGGGGCUGGCGCAGGCGCUGUUGGUGUUGUCGAACUUGGCGCUGCUGCCCAGCGGCUUGCUGUGUCUGCGGCUGGCGCUGCGGCACCUGGGCUUCCCGGGGGGCCCCCCUGCGUGCGCGCGCUGCUUCGCGGGGGGCCCCCCGAGCAAGCUGGGGGGCCCCCACGCCACCUGCAACACCCACGCCUGCUGCCUCCUCUACGCCGCCAGGGCACUCGCCUACUUCAGCGCCUCGAGGCACCAGCAGCCGCGACGUCCCUCGCAGCAGCAGCAGCAGCAGCAGCAGCGUCAGUGUAGACCGUACCAGCAGCAGCAGCAACAACAGAAGCAGCAGCAGCAGCAGCGUCAGUAUAAGAAGCGGCAGCAGCAGGAGCAGCAGCAACAGGAGCAGCAGCGUCAGUUUCUGUGGUCUGCGCUGUACCACUCGUGCGUGGACGCGACGGCGCGGCUGCCGAUUGAAGCGCCGCUGCUGCAGCGGCUGGACUUUCUGUUUUCUUACUACGUGCUGUUCGUGACUGCUGCUGCAGCAGCAGACGUGGGGUCUGUGGCAGUGGAGCUGCUGCUGCUGCUGGCCGUGCUGCUGCUGCUGGCCUUCCAGUGGCUGCCCGAGACCUUCGCACCCCUACACGCUGUUUGCUUCGUGGCUGCAUGCGCUGCACUGCCAGCCCUCAGUCUGGGCCUGAAGGCCUUCGCCAUUGGCUGCGCAGCGCGCGAGGCGGAGCGCCGCCGCCAGCGGCUGUUGGAGCCGCUGCAGGAGUGGCAGCCGCAAGACAUCAAGUGGCUGGAGAGCCCCCGGGGGGCCCCUGGGGAGGGCCCCGGGGGGGCCCCCCUGGGGGCCCCGGGGGGCCCCCCGGGGGGCCCCCAGGGGGGCCCCCAGGGCCCCGAGGAGGUCCUCAGUGCCCACCACCACCACGGCGAGCUCCAGCUGCUCCUCAGACACAAAAUGGAAGAGGCCCGCGAGCGCAUUUGCCUCGAGGCCUUGGCCCAGGCCAUAGCCCGCCUCGAGGCCUGCAGGAAGUGCCGCGUGGAGCUCUGCAGCUGCCCCGCGGGCUCCCGCCGCAGCUUCCUGCAGGCCCUGGCCUUUUGCUGCACAGCUGCAUGCAAGGCUGUGCUUCCGGGGGCCCCCGAGGGGCCCCUGCUCGCCGCCAGCGCCCCCACGGACCUCCGGCGCGGCCUCCCGGGGGGGCCCCCCAGCUGGGCCACUUGCCUGGGAAUUGCUGCCACCGAAACUGCCCCCCGCUUGGAGUUCCUCGGCCUUGGUCUUAUUCUCGCGGCCGUCGGCGUGGGCUGCUUCGGCGUGGGCGAGGGCAGCGACCACUACUGGCUGCUGCACUCCCUGUGGCACGUCUUCAUCCAGCUGGCCACUUGCUGCAUCUUGCUGGCGCUGCUGCAGCACCCGCUGCUGCAGGAGCUGCGGAAGCAGCAGCAAAGCGAGCAGCAGCCCCCGCUGGGGGCGGAGUGCUGCUGCACCCCCACGCGCUCCCUCAGCGAAGCCAUUGCUUCUGGGGAGGACCUGCAGGCUGCAGCACAGGCCGAGGAGGCCCUGCCGAGGCCCCUAGCUGCUGCCUUCUGGCGAGUGCUGCAGCAAAGCCAGCUGCGGCUGGUGGCUCUCCAGUUCGAGGGGCAGGGCCCCUACUUGGCUCAGUCUCAAGGGGGGCCCCCGGGGGGCCCCCCCCGGGCUUUGUACGCGGGGGGCCUCCAGUCCUUGCUGGGGGUGAUGACUCCUGCGCACAACCUGGAGCAGCUGCUGCCGGUGUUCACGCGCUUGCUGCUGCUGCAGCACGGCGCGCACAAGCGGCACCGGCGGGCAGCGCAGCAGCAGCAGCAGCAGCAGCAGCAGCAGCAGCAGGCGGAAGGCGGCAGGCCGCUGCCCUCGCCCGCCUUCGCAGACGAAAGCCUCGUAAGGCUCGGCACUGCUGCAGCAGUCGCUGCAGAAACUCUUUCGCCGCAAACGACUGAGGCCAACAGCCCCACAAGCUCGGAGAGUUCUGCUGCCAGCGAACUCAGCGAAGCUGGCUGCCUCUGGGGCCCUCUUCGCGCUGCUCUUCCCCGGCUGCAGCAGCAGCUGCAGCAGCAGCUGCAGCUGCAGCUGCAGCAGCAGCAGCAGCAGCAGCUGCUGCAGCUGCAGCAGCAGCAGCUGCAGGAGCAGCUGCAGCAGCAGCUGCAGGCGCGGCGCAGCUGCGCAGCCUAUUUGGCCAAGUACGUGGCAAAGGGCCCCACACCCUCAUAG
Molecule: messenger RNA, 7008 nt
Organism: Eimeria necatrix
Lineage: Eukaryota; Apicomplexa; Conoidasida; Eucoccidiorida; Eimeriidae
Exons: 7
Coding region: 1-7008 (2335 amino acids)
Source: RefSeq, a predicted model, not a curated record